AUGGCUCUCGACAAUGCUAGACGUGUCUACAUGUGUGCCGACCCGCUCAACAAGAUCAAUCUUCAUACAAUCUGUACCGACCUUUCCCGGCGGCAUGUGCGGCAGUUGAUGACGCUCACCGAAAAGCAAGCCUCAGCUAUUAAAGAAUUGUCAAUAUGCAGUUCUUCUGGAGGACCUCUGGGCCUUGGUUAUCGUGUUCUCCCGUCGUGUCCCCUGAAAUCCCAAGCCUCGGAAGACUUGCGAAAAGUCGUCAAAAAGCUCACACAAUGCCGCAUUCUCCGGAUCUCUGCAGUGGAUAUUAAGCACAUAGACUAUCAAUUCGCAUGGAUGGGUGCUAUUGACAUGACUUACUCAGUGCUAUACGCGUUUUGUGAGACUAAAAGUUCCCUAAAUUCGCUCACAUUAGAUUUCAGGACAGAUAACUUACCCUCGCUUCUACAUGGCGGUCUUGAGAGUCUCCCGUCCUAUGCUGUCUCUGAUCGCUUCUAUGGAAGUUUAAGACCGUGGCUUUGUAAAAUACAUCUACUUCCACUAUAUACCCCCUACCCCUACGGAGUAAAUGAGGUCUCACUUGAUCUUGGAAAAGCCUAUGCAGAAGAUGUCGUUUAUGAUGUCUUGGAAGGUAAGUAUUGCCAUAGUUUGCGGGUCCUGACUAUGGAGAAUAUUAUCUUCAGAUAUACCUGGUGGCGGAGAUUCUUGCGCGACUUGAAGCGGAAAUACUUUCGCCUGGAAGAGGUAGAUCUGUCUUGGGACGUGCACACAGGUUCGAUAAGCACCUCACUCGUCACUCUUUGGAAUCGUAAUACAAUCAUGGACCACAGUCAGACGAAGGUGACCUACACUGGACCUGAGGGACAUGGUGCCCUUACUGCUCUUGAGGAGAUAGCCUGUGAAGACCCUCUAUCCGUACUCCUAUGACUCUGACUGGAUGAAGAGUAUGAAUAUUUGUGCCAUUCUUGCGAUCAAGUGUAUGGGUGGGAUGAGUAGGAUGAAGUAAUGUGCUCUAAACCGUUUAUCGAAUCAUCU
Molecule: messenger RNA, 1026 nt
Organism: Aspergillus costaricaensis CBS 115574
Lineage: Eukaryota; Fungi; Ascomycota; Eurotiomycetes; Eurotiales; Aspergillaceae
Exons: 5
Coding region: 1-918 (305 amino acids)
Source: RefSeq, a predicted model, not a curated record